UCUAAAAAUAAAAACUAUGACAAAUAGUAUCGGACAAAGUAAGUAUUAAACUAUUCAUGUGACUUAAUCCGCAAAAUAUGCAGCUCAAAAUGCGCCACUAAAACUCACAAGUAAUUAAAUGCAUCUACACUUUGAAACAAAACUAUAGUAUUAUAUAAACACACAAGUCAAUCUUAGAGCUGGAAAUGUGUUAUUCCUUCGGUCUAUUUUUAUUUGUUAUGUUGCGUUUUUCGAAAGUCAAUUUGACUAAUUCUUAAAGUUACAUCAGAUUACAUUAUUUUUAUGUUAUAAACGAAAAAAUUCUAUAUUCAAAAAUAUAGAGAAAAUGGUCUGAAAAUUUCUCUAACUUUGGCCGAAAUUGUUGUUACGAUACCAAACUUUAUGGAGGACCUCUUACCCCCUUCUGGACUAUAUAAUAGUGUGUUUUAAAAGUAUAUAUAUGUCACGUGAACACAUUACUAUUUUAUGAUGUCCACGUGGGCACAUAUAUAUCUUUAAAAUACACUAUUAAAUAGUGUAGGGAGUAAAAUGUUAUUUCUAUUUCCAAAGUUUGGUAUCAUUGCAACAAUGUCGAUCAAUGUUCGGAUAUAUUUCAAACAUUUUUCCCCAAAACUAUAUAAACUGUUUGAUAUCAAUAUGAAGAAAAAAACACGUCGUUAAACUGUUAAUCAAAGUUCUUAUAGUUUGACUCUGAAAAAAACAAUGACAACGAAAAGUAGACGAAGGAAGAAGUUACUUUCUUUUCCCCUCUUACUUCUCAUAUUAAGAAACUAUAAACAACAAACCUUAGAUUUUGGUGAUGAUAUAAGUAUUAUUUUUUUUUUAUAAAGUAUGACUUUGUAGGUCCAUGUGAAACCAAAGGUAGAUCUAGGGAGAAUUUCUUAGGCCCAGUAAACUCAUUACUUUCAGCUCGAACUAGUUAUAUAUAUGCAAAAAAUCCUAUUUAACGAUGGAUUAGCGACAGUCGUAUCCGUAGCUAAGUCCUGUUUUCUAUAUAAAAUCAGACUAGCUCACUCUGAACUCACUAAGGUUUGGACUUCACAUGCUGACUAUUGUAUCUAUAAGCAUAUAAGAAGGGAUCAAAGCUUUGAUAAACCAAAAGAAAAAAACUCAUGGACUCACCUCAUAAGCCAAGAUCUUUUUCCCCUAAUCUGUUCUUUUUCUUCCUUCUUGUGUCCUCAAAUCUUCUCACUUUUUUCAUUUCUAACACCUUUAAGCACUCUUCUUGUUACCUAUACCAACAAACAUAUAAUGCCAUUUCUACUGCUUCAUCACUUAAUACUGAUAUCCCUUUGGUUGUUGAGCCUGCAGAAACUAGAGAUGAUGAUAUUCAAGAAUCUGAUUUAGACCUUCCAUCUGAGUUCCGUGCUUUCGCAUCUCCACAUAAACUACCGUUUGGAUUCAGCACAAACUUUGAUUCUGACAAUAUCAUUCCUCCGGUUGGGCACCCGUGCACCAGGUUUCCUGAUUUACUUCGUCGUUACAUGUCAUAUAGAGUCAAUGGUUCUUGCCCUGAUGAUGAGAUCCUGGGACAGAAGCUGCUUCUCAAAGGUUGUGAGCCUCUCCCUCGCCGCAGAUGCCGUCCUGCUGCUCAACAGGAAUAUGUUGAGCCCUACCCUCUCCCUGAGAGUUUAUGGACUACACCAUCAGAUUCAUCUGUUGUUUGGACAGCAUAUACUUGCAAAACUUAUGAAUGUCUCAUCAACAGAGUGAAAUCACAGAAAUCAUUUGAUGAUUGCAAAGACUGCUUUGAUCUCAAUGGCAGAGAGAAAAGACGUUGGUUGUCGACAAAGGGAGCAGGCCUGGACUUCUCUAUUGAUGAAGUACUAGCAGUGAAGAAGCCUGGUACAAUCAGAAUAGGACUUGACAUUGGAGGUGGUGUAGCUACGUUCGCUGUAAGAAUGAGAGAAAGAAACAUAACAAUAUUAACAACUUCAAUGAAUCUCAAUGGUCCUUUCAAUACAUUUAUAGCAUCAAGAGGAGUCAUACCUUUGUAUAUAAGCAUUUCACAGAGACUUCCUUUCUUUGACAACACACUAGAUAUAGUCCACUCAAUGCAUGUGUUGAGUAAUUGGAUACCAUCAACACUGCUCCACUUCUUGCUUUUCGACAUCUAUAGAGUGCUUCGACCUGGUGGGCUGUUCUGGCUUGACCAUUUCUUCUGUGUUGGUGAGCAGUUUGAACAAGUCUAUGCUCCCCUUAUAGAAAGCAUUGGGUUCAAUAAGGUCAAGUGGGUCGUAGGGCGGAAGUUGGAUAGAGGACCCGAGCUGAAUGAGAUGUAUCUUUCAGCACUGUUGGAGAAGCCACUCAAGAAUUCUUGGUGACAGUAUUUACUUUCUUACUUUGUUAGAAACAGAAGAAAAGGAGGGAUCUUUCAGCAGUGAUGUUUUUUCUUCUUAUUUAUUUUUUUUAUCAUCGAUUCGUUUUA
Molecule: messenger RNA, 2428 nt
Organism: Solanum lycopersicum (tomato)
Lineage: Eukaryota; Viridiplantae; Streptophyta; Magnoliopsida; Solanales; Solanaceae
Product: probable methyltransferase At1g29790
Molecular function (GO): methyltransferase activity
Source: RefSeq, a predicted model, not a curated record